Messenger RNA from Scylla paramamosain (green mud crab), 3303 nucleotides. It is a transcript of the gene Moca-cyp, whose product is annotated as peptidyl-prolyl cis-trans isomerase G-like. The coding region runs from base 128 to 2377 and encodes 749 amino acids. Gene Ontology annotation, molecular function: peptidyl-prolyl cis-trans isomerase activity. Gene Ontology annotation, cellular component: intracellular membrane-bounded organelle. Gene Ontology annotation, biological process: protein peptidyl-prolyl isomerization; protein folding. The transcript has 12 exons. Lineage: Eukaryota; Metazoa; Arthropoda; Malacostraca; Decapoda; Portunidae. The record is from RefSeq and is a predicted model, not a curated record.
UUAGUAAAGCCCAGUCAAAGUAAAUUUUAAACGCAUUUUUAUCAAACAAAUUUAAUACGACACUGAGAAGUAAAGAAAAAUAAAUAGAUAAAUUGAUAAGUAAAAACAAUUAGUCCCGCGACCUCUAAUGGCACCAACGCGUGAGGGUGAGGUCAAGAUGGGGCACCGCGUCCGCUGUUUCUUUGACAUUGAGAUUGAUGGCAUCCCGUCUGGUCGUGUCAUCUUUGAGUUAUUCAGCGAUGUUUGCCCCAAGACGUGUGAGAACUUCAGGGCUUUGUGCACGGGGGAGAUGGGAAAUGGAGCCACUACUGAGAAGCCUCUGCACUACCGAGGGGUCAAGUUUCAUAGAGUGAUCAAGGACUUCAUGAUUCAGGCUGGAGAUUUCUCAGCAGGCAAUGGCACAGGCGGGGAGUCCAUCUAUGGGGGCCAGUUUGAAGAUGAAAGCUUUGACCUUCACCAUGAGGAACCUUUCUUGCUGUCCAUGGCCAACAAGGGAAAGAACACCAAUGGCUCUCAGUUCUUCAUAACAACCCAGCCAGCGACGCACCUUGAUGGGAAGCACGUGGUGUUUGGGCGUGUGGUCAGCGGCCAGGAGGUAGUGGUGGCCAUUGAGAACCUGCCCGUCGAUAACCGCAGCCGCCCCCUGCAACCGGCAGUGAUUUCCGACUGUGGAGAGUUGGUGCUGCAGAGAACCAAGACCAAAGAGAAGAAGCGCAAAAAGAAGAAGGAAGCUGCAUCAUCAUCAGAGUCAGAUUCUGAUGUGGAUAAGAAAAAGAAAAGGAAGAAGAAGAAGAAAGAAAAGAAGCAGAAACACAAGAAAAAUGAGAGCUCUGGUGAGGAAGGGGAGGUGAAAGACGAUGGCUCGGAGGCAGGUGGGGACACGGCCAAGAUGAGAAGCCACCCGCUGGUUUCUGUAUCAAUCAUUAACCCAGAUGAGAUACCAGACGUACCAAAAAACCGGUUCCUGUACCGUGCUGGACCAGAGAACAAUGAUGAGGAGGGCCGAGCUGACAGAGGCAGGGAUCGGCCGCGCUCUACAGUGCGAGCUUACACCAAAAGCGGACGCAAGGUCAAGGGCAGAGGUUCCCUGCGGUACCGCACUCCAUCCCGGUCCCGCAGCCGGUCACGCAGCCGCACCCCACCACACUGGAGGCAGGCCCAGAGACGCACCAUCUCAUAUGACCAACUUCAGAAAAUGAAUGAGGAAAAGCUGAGACGCGAGCAGGAGCGGCAGACGAGACAGCAGGAGAUGGAAGAGCGGCGGAAGAGACGAGAGCAGCGUCACCGGGAGAAUGAGGAGAACGGAGGGAAGCCCAGUGAAAACUCCAAGUACAGCAGCCACAGUGAGAGGGAGCAGGGCAUGAGGGGUGACUGGCGAGACUCCAGAAUGAGGAGAGAUUUCAGAGACGGAAGGGCUCCACAGGGCUGGCGGAAUGGACGGGAGAGACCGCGUGGAGGGGAGCACGAUUGGCGGGAGGCUCAGGAAAGGACGAGGGCUGAAGAGGAGUCCAGGGAAGGGAGAAAUGUGGACUGGAAGGCUGAUAGGGAAGAGGGAGCUUUUGCACACCAGGAUCUGAGGAAGAAGCUACAGAAUCAGAGGGAAAGGCCUGAGUCGGGUGCAAAUGACACGGGAAGGAAAAUGCAUAAACAAAACCACAACUCGGAGAAGAAUGACUUUAAGAAGGAACAAGAGGACACAAAAUCCAAGCAACAGGAUGUUCGCAAGAAAGAAAAACAUGACGACCUUGACGAAACAGCUCUUGAUUAUGAAGCCAUGGAUAAUGAGGAGGAGGAUGAAGAAGAAGACGAGGGCAAGAAAAGUGUGAAUGGGAAAGUAAGUGAAGCAAUCAAGACCAGCCACAAGACACCAGCAGAGCAAGAAGUCCAGGAAGAGGUGAAGGGAGCUGAGAACAUCCCAGCUGAUGAACAGGAAAGAGAGGUAGAAACUAAUAAGGAAAAUGCCACCACAACUGAUAAAGACCAUACCCCAGAACGCAAGAGUAGGGAGCACAGUGAUCGGCACAAAGACCGGAGCAGGGAAAGGCACAGGCAGUCGAGGGACAAACCCACACGUUCUCAGGACUCACGUAGCAAUCGGUCCAGGGAAAGACGCAUGAACAGGUCAAGGGAGAGGAGAAACCGAUCACGGGACAGACGGGACCGGUCCAAGGAGAGGCGAGACCGAUCAAGAGACAGAGGAGGUAGGAGAGACAGGUCAAGAGAGCGGAGAGACAGAUCAAGGGACAGGCUUAGAGAGAAAUCCAGGGAAAGGUCAAGAAGCAGGGAGAGAACACGGAACAGGAGACGACACCGCUCAGACUCCAGCAAGAGCAGCAGUAGCAGUAGCAGCAGCAGCAGCAGUAGUAGAAGCAAUUAAGCGGACCACAGGUAUCUUAUAUUUAUUACUUAUGUAACCCUUUGACUGCUUGUGAUGCAUAACACUUUUUGUUUCAUUAGAGUUACUCCAAGACAGUUUCUAAAAGUGAAAGUUUAACAAUGGGUGUUGAAAGAUUUGAACUGUAUACUUCACCACUCACUUUCACAUCACUGGUGCCUUUCAAAAUUAUAUCUUAAUUUAUAACAGAACAUUUUAUUUAGUACUGUAAUUAAUCUGAGUAACAAAACAUUUUACUCAGUUUUUCCUGAUGUCAUUGGCACCUUCAUAGUUAUAUGUAAACUCCCACCAUACCUUAUUACUAAUUUUGAGAAGUCACACAGCAGUCAAUAGGUUAAAAGUACUGACCCUUGUGAUGGUAAAAUGUAAUCUUAGUUUCAACACCAUCAGUACAAUAAUCUGCCAUUAUUCUGUUAUUAACUAUGAUCUAGAGUAAGAUUUUGAUGAGUUGGUUAAGACUUCCCCCAAAGACCUAGAAAAUGUUCUUAGUUGUAGCAUUCUUAUUAAUGUCAUAGGUUUUCCUUCACUGCUCAUUGUCUACCUUAUGAAUUUGAUUAAGAAUUGAUUCCUACAAUGUACCAGUGUUGUGUGUCUUCCUCCUGCCUGAUGGAUCCAUCUCUAGCUUCCUCCUCCCCAUGUACAGUGCAUACUCAUCUCUCAGACAUCAGAUUCACCAGACUUUGUGACAUCACUUCAUGGAGCAGCUGUACAUGCAUCUAACUUGCCUUCACAGCUGUCAGUUUUACUGGGUGAUUCUGAAUCCUGCAUUACUUCAGCUCCAUCAGUACUUGACUUUAACAUUGAACCAGAAGAGGAUUGUACACUGGUCAUGAUUACUUAAUUGCUUGUGAGUGGAGUAGCUUUGAAGCAAGGCAAUGGAGCUUUCUUGAAUAAAUCUCUGACCAUGC